AUGGCUGGUAUUUAUAGAAAAAAAUUCAUUAAUUUUUGGUAUUUUAUUGCAAAAAAAUUGGCUGCCGUUGGAUUGGAGGAAAAAAUCAUAUCGGAGAGCCCAGAUGAUGCCACGUGGCAACAGGAAAAAAAAUCAAAAUCAGUGGGGUACUGUAGCGCUGACGUCAGCAGCCCUCGUUUUGGACCUCCGGCUGAAGCUGCCUUCGAGCCAGCCCAAGUUGGUGGGUCCCACACUUCCCCCGGGCCUGGGCUGUCCGCUGGAACAACUUCCCCCCCCCAGCCUUGGGCUAGGCUGUCCGCUGGAAUCACUCUUAGAGGCUGCCACGGGUCCUUUGUCCAGCCUAGUAAAACAGACACCUUCUUAAGCCGGAUCAGUAGGUUGCAUGGGCGGAACCAAGACAAUGGCUGCCCUUGGCUGUAG
This is a messenger RNA of Prunus armeniaca (apricot), 420 nucleotides long. The record is from the annotation of a GenBank genome assembly. Lineage: Eukaryota; Viridiplantae; Streptophyta; Magnoliopsida; Rosales; Rosaceae.